This is a messenger RNA of Poecilia latipinna (sailfin molly), 2847 nucleotides long. It is a transcript of the gene zic3, whose product is annotated as zic family member 3 heterotaxy 1 (odd-paired homolog, Drosophila). NCBI's taxonomy places the organism in Eukaryota, Metazoa, Chordata, Actinopteri, Cyprinodontiformes, Poeciliidae. Gene Ontology annotation, biological process: regulation of transcription by RNA polymerase II. The coding region runs from base 52 to 1389 and encodes 445 amino acids. Gene Ontology annotation, molecular function: DNA-binding transcription factor activity, RNA polymerase II-specific; RNA polymerase II cis-regulatory region sequence-specific DNA binding. The transcript is spliced from 3 exons. Gene Ontology annotation, cellular component: nucleus. The record is from RefSeq and is a predicted model, not a curated record.
UUAAUUUGAUUUUCUGUUUCCCACCCGACUCCUGAGUUUGCUUCGAGCUUCAUGACUAUGCUUCUAGAUAGCGGUCCGCAGUUCGCAUCGUUAGGAGUGGGGGGCUUCGGGACGCCACGGCACCACGACAUCGGGAACAGGGACCCGGGUCUGGGACUGAAUCCCUUCUCUGAUUCCUCCCACUCCGCGGCUUUCAAAAUAAGCCCCGUGGCGCACGACAUCGCAUCCAGCCAGACAUCAGCUUUCACUCCGCAGGCGACUGGAUACGCGGCCGCUUUGGGACACUCGCACGGCGGGCAGGUGGGCUCGUAUGGCGGGGGAGCGUUCAACUCGACGCGGGACUUUCUCUUCCGGAACCGGGGCGUCGGGGAGUCCCCAGCUCCGAGUGCCCAGCAUGGGAUCUUUGCAGCCUCGACGGGGAGUCUGCACGGGCCGCCCGGGAUCCCCGACAACCCCGGACAUUUGUUGUUCCCUGGACUUCACGACCAGGGAGUGAGCCACACUUCACCGAGCGGACACGUUGUAAACAGCCAGAUGCACCUCGGCUUACGCGGGGACAUUUUCGGAAGACCAGACCCAUACCGGCCGGUGGCGAGCCCCCGGACGGACCCGUACGGUGCUCAGCUGCACAACUACAACCACCCGAUCAACAUGAACAUGGGCAUGAACGUGCCGACGCACCACGGUCCGGGGGCCUUCUUCAGAUACAUGCGGCAGCCGAUCAAGCAAGAGCUGUCCUGCAAAUGGAUAGACGAGAACCAGAUGAAUAGACCCAAAAAGACGUGCGACAGGACGUUCAGUACCAUGCACGAGAUGGUCACGCAUGUGUCCAUGGAGCACGUCGGCGGCCCCGAGCAGAGCAACCACGUCUGCUUCUGGGAGGACUGCCCGAGGGAGGGCAAGUCCUUUAAGGCCAAGUACAAACUCGUCAACCACAUCCGCGUGCACACGGGCGAGAAGCCGUUCCCGUGCCCGUUCCCUGGAUGUGGGAAAAUAUUCGCCCGCUCGGAAAAUCUGAAAAUCCACAAAAGAACGCACACAGGUGAGAAGCCGUUUAAGUGUGAAUUUGACGGCUGCGACAGACGCUUCGCCAACAGCAGCGACAGGAAAAAGCACAUGCAUGUGCACACGUCAGACAAGCCAUACAUCUGCAAAGUGUGCGACAAGUCCUACACACACCCCAGCUCUCUCAGGAAACACAUGAAGGUACAUGAGUCUCAAGGUUCGGAAUCUUCCCCGGCAGCGAGCUCCGGAUAUGAAUCGGCCACUCCACCGGUGCUGGUCUCAGCCAGCACCGAGGACCCGACAAAAACACCGCCGUCAGCCGUGCAAAACACGCCUGGUCACAGCGAAGGACUGCCGCCCAACUUUAACGAGUGGUAUGUUUGAAGUCGUGAAGAGUGGAGCCUCUCCCUGCAGUUUGGACCAUGAGGAUGAACGAGGAGUGACUUAAAAUAAAACAAUUUUCUCUCUCAUACACACUCUUGCGCACGCACGCACACACACACACACACUCACACUUUCACAUACAAACAAAUGGGACUGGAACAACAACAACAACAUGGAGAUGAGAGCAAAAGCCAGCACCAAGCAGGCCACGUCCGUUCUCAGGAUCACGGAAAAAAAUGACUUUAUUCCGCAGUUUUAAAACAAAUCAUCCACGACUAAAUAAACUUUGUGAUUAUAAUUUUUUUGUUGUUUUUAUUUUUAAUCUUUUAGUUUACAGAUUUCAGAAAGCUUGUUUUAUUUUUUUCAUUUUAUGUAUUUUCUCAAAUUUUUAUUUAAGUAAAAAAAAAAGUAAUUAAAAAAUGAAAGAUUAUUUCACGCUGUUUUAUAUGACGGUGACGUCGCCUCCUUCGAUUGAUUGUUGAAACUUCAAAAACAGUCUUAAGAAACGUGCCAAAGUCUUUGUCAUGAACUUGAACGCAGAUUUAAAAAAAAAAACCUGAAAAUCCUAAAUAAAUAUUAUACUCGUGAAUGUAUUUUUUUCCUUGUUUGAUGGGGUCGCAUCUGUUGUCAACGUCCGUUUUCAGGUGGAGACAUGUGGUAUUAGGUUUACGAUUGUUACCGUUGAAUAUAACGUUGCCUUUUGUUUAUACCGUUGUAAAUACAUAUCCAUGAUGCCAUAUUUAUCGAUUUGUAAUUUAAUUAUGGGUAUAAGUUCUGAAACUUAAAUGAUAUUUAUGGAAAUGUUUUUCUAACAAGAUCUGUACAGUUUUUGGUCAUAACCAGCUUAACAUUGAACAAAUGAUAAACUCUUCUUUAAGCUCCAACAUCGCGAUUGUAUCCUUCUGUUUUCCUCUUCUUAACCAAUAGGCCUACAUGUGUCUUAUUUGGACCGAAUAGAAAAAAAAUCAUCUAUAUGAAUAUUAUGGAUUUGUCUAUAUAUAUUGCAGAUAUUUCAGUCACUUUUAUUUUCCUUAUGAGACCAUUGACAUGUAUAAAAAAAAAUCAUUGACUGUCUAGAACUGAGUUCAGUUGAGCUGAAAAGCUACAAAGCGGUUCUGUUUUAUAUAUUUGGUUCAGUUUAAACUUUUUUGUGGAUUUUUCUUUUAUAGGAUCAGAAAUAGAUGUCAAAUCUUAGAGGAGAAAAUAAGAUUUAAAAAAAAAAAGAAUGAACCCAUCAGCCUAUUGCACUCCUAUAUAUACAGGUCUUAGACGAGUUGUGCGCAGUUCAUGAUUAUCCAAAUCGAGUAUUUUUCAGUAUUCAUUUCAAUUUGAGGGGGUCAAGCACCCGAAAAAAUACGCCUGUAUGGCGACCUUUAUAGUUCCAGCAAAUGUCUUUGUGCGAAGUAGCCUUUGUUUAAAUGUCUGCAUCGGCAACAAUUGAACUGUCACGAUACAGUA